Molecule: messenger RNA, 1232 nt
Organism: Bombina bombina (fire-bellied toad)
Lineage: Eukaryota; Metazoa; Chordata; Amphibia; Anura; Bombinatoridae
Gene: C6H19orf38
Product: chromosome 6 C19orf38 homolog
Exons: 10
Coding region: 48-1073 (341 amino acids)
Source: RefSeq, a predicted model, not a curated record
AUUCAGUAAGUUAUUAAGCGUUUAACAAAAUCAUCACAUAUCUGGGUAUGGAGUUAACACAGUUUUGUAUUCUAGCAGGAUUCUUUGGCUUGAGGAUAGCGAGAACAAACUCAGAAAAUCUUCCUCAACCACAGCUAACACUUGAACCUCCUGGUGUUAUCAAAAGUGGACAAUCUGCUGAUCUCCUGUGCACAGCACCCAGCAAUUACAAGGGGGCUAUAUUCUAUUUGUAUUUACACAGAAACCGUGAGCACCUACAGACACUUCAGGCCACAGAGGACACACACAAUGUAACUUUUACCCUCCGAGAGGUCACUGCUUCAGAUUCAAAAGGAUAUGUCUGCCUUUAUCAGAUUAUACUUCUUGAUGCAAUUCAAGCAUCCGAGCUUAGCAAUGUAUUGUACCUGACCAUCAUAGAUUACUUGCCUUCACCAUCCCUCACCCUCAAGACCCAAUAUGUCAUCCACAAUGGACAAUCUGCUGAUCUGCAGUGUACAGCUCCCAGCAGUUACCAAGGUGCUACGUUUCUUCUAUAUAUACAAAGCAGGAAUACGUUACUACAAACUAUAAAGGCUUCACAUACCAGUCACAAAGUGAUUUUCACCCUCCGAGAGCUGACUGCCUCAGAUUCAUUAGACUAUGUCUGUCUGUACCAGAACAGGACUUCAGAAACAACACACACAUCAGAGCCUAGCAACCUAAUCUACAUGAAGGUUUCAGAUGAAAACUAUAACACCACUUCACCUAUUGAACCUGAGGAAUUUCCCAAUGCUCCUUCCUGGAUUAUACCUUUAGUUGCUGGUAUAAUUGGGGGCGCCGUCCUUGUUCUGUCAAUCAUUUUGGCUUCAUGUAUGGUUAUACGAUUUCAACAGAAGAAGAGACAAGAACAGAGGGACAGAGAGUCUGUUUGGGUCCCACAAAAUAUGUCACCAGACUGGUCAAUUACUAAUAAUAUGGCCUAUUCUGUGGAUCAGAAUGAACAUUCUGGCGAUGGAUUACCCUCUCCCUUUAUGGGAAACAGUGAGAUCUCUGAAGAUAUAGUAGAGAAACCUUUUAGUACCUUUCAAACGUGACCAGUCUGCCUCUCGCUGUUUAAUAACGUUGUUAACAAAUGUGUAUUUGCACUCUUUUGGGUGUACAAACGUUGUAAAUAUAUAAUUUUGUGUGUGCGUUUGGAUGGAAUAACAAAGUAAGGAAAAAAUUAAAACAAAAAACAAAAACAAAAAACUAAA